AUGAGUUCAGUGAAAGCCGUUUUUGUACAGAAUUGCAUUUUCAUCAUUGUAGAUCCCAGAUAUCUUACAUUUAGGUAAUUAAUCUAGGAAGACCUCUUUGAAUAAUAUUUAGAGUAUGAAUAAGUAGGCUUUUAAAUUGUUUUACAACUGAAUUUUUGUAUGAAAUGCGAGUAUAUUUUGUUCAACAUUUCCCCUGUCAAAUAAGUGUACCUUUAAUUUUGUAUUCCUAGAAAUAUCAAAUUGUAGCUUAGAUUACAUGUAGUCAAUCGCCUCCUGUAGAACUGUGUGAACUGAAAUGAAAAAGGUUGUUACUUCUGAUUGUUCACUUUACUUUCGUUGAGAAAUUUAUCCGCUAGUAUCAAAAAUUUUGAAGAAACGUUUCAAAAUGCAUGUUAGAAAUACUGGGCCCAAUCAAGGCCCAAUUUCCUUCGCCUUCUCUUGAACCGUUAUCCGCGCGAAUCUGGGAAGGGGUUGGCCUGCGAAAACAGCCGUUUCUCCUCGCGUGAUGAACGAGGAGAAAAGUCUGUUUUCGCAUGCUAGGAAGGGGUAAUGGCCUAUUGGCAAUAAAUAUUAUUGACAGUAUUAAGUGUCAGUUGUCUCCUGAAAGCAUGUUGACUUUUCUUAUUUGCCCAAGUGUACAAAAUCUUUUUUAUACAUUUUAGAAAAUGAGAACUUGUUUCAAAUUUUAGACUAAUCGGGUUCUUUUAUAAAGGGGGCCUAGCUGACAAAUUUUCGCCCAACAUGUUCUUAAAAACCGCGUUCUUACUCGCAAGCUUUUACUGCAUUCGCAGACCUUGAAUCGGGGCGAUAAUACAAUUGCAACAAGACGCCCAUUAGGACAUGAAUAUUUAAAGAAUAUAUUGCCUAAUAAGUCCAUUCAUUGUUUUCUGAUUGUGUAUAAACACGUUCCGCUUUAACCUGCGUUUUUCGGGUUUUCGGUGAUCGCAGAUCAUCGAUCAAAGUCCGUAAAUCGAUAGCCGGCUUCCCAAACACUAUUGCGAAAUUUUAAUUUGGCAACGUCACAUCCACGAAAGCAUCGCGCGGUUUCAUAGUCCCCGAGCCGGGCACAUAGUAUCAUAGGUCUCCUGUACGCCACCAAAGAGGAAGGUUUCAUCAGGCAAAAACGAGAAAAUUCCGCGUUUGUCACGAAUGUUUUCUCACAGUGGAACCCCGCUCUACGGACACCCGGAUAUAACAGACAGUUUCGUUGUCCCCCGUGGGGAGGGGGACUCUGCAUAUGAAAGGGGUGGGGAUGCUCGUCGGAAAUUUUGAAUUAAACCCCUAAAGAAGACCGAUCUGGGCGUGGUCCAAGCGCAGCUUUUUUUUACCCCUAAAAGAGACCAUGUUAAAACACAAACAAAUGAGAAAACUUUGAUUAUAUGAAUGGAGUAAAUAAAACGAAUUUAAAAUAUACAUAUCAAAUAUAUAUUUUUAUAUUUUUUCGCGUGCAACGCUAAACGAGUCCUUCACGGCUAAAUAUGAUAGCGUUUUGCCCAGAACACCCUAAAUGAGACCAAAAUUCGAAAUUUACACCCCUAAGCGAGACGAAGAGCAUCCCCACCACUUUCAUAUGCGGAGUCCCCCCUCCCCCGGGCGUUGUCCCAACGAAAACCUGAAAAUAAGCACCGCGGCGCUAAUUUGGACCUUUAGGAAUUAACGCCCCACUUUUGUCACGGCGCUUGAUAUAAAAAGAUAUUAAUUUAAACCAUAUCGGUUGAGAAAUAAGACCUCGACCAACUCGUGAGUUCUAAAGUUUUAAUGUAGGGAAACUGUUCAAACCGGGUUCAUAUAACAGUUCGAGGUACAUAUUUUAUACUGAAUUGUAGAUACCUAGUACGCGCCUCACUUAAUUCUCUCUACAUUACCCUCAGUGUUUUACCCGUAGUUGAAAUAAGUGUCGCUCUCGGAUAAGCACGCACCUAUGACAGGGAAAAUGAAAUAAGCGCCGGGGCGCUUAAUCGAUCAUUUACGGUAAGCAACGUCGACGACAGCAAAGAGAACGGCAAAAAACAAUAGGUUUAGAUUAGCUUUGCAUGUGACACACUUUUUUUUACAUUUCUUCACCGUCGUUUCACGACGCCAUGUGAAGCCAUCGUCGUCUAUGCUAAGCCGCUGCCAUUAAUUUUCCUUCAUCCUUUUCACUUUUGACCUGCUGCCGCGCGCGCUGCCGCAGGUUACAUUUCUGUCACACCAUCACGUAAGGUGGUGACCUUGAAAUCACGCUUGGACGGUAUAGAAGCCCUGAAUUUUGAUAUUUCUAUCGAGGUAUGAUGAUGGACACGUGCGUUGUCUCGCUAUUUUCAUGUGUCGUGUACGCCAGUCUCCGUAAUUUUCGGAUCAACACGCAGCUUCUUAUAAUCGUUAUUCCACCGGUGUCAGCUUUAUCAUGCACAGGAAGAAAGAGAGAGAAGGAGAAGGAGGAGAAGUAUCGAGAGAGGACCAAAUCUACAGUUAGUGUGGUCUACGACCGCACGCGAUAGCAACACACUUCGUUGAGGUACAGCUAUACUUGUUUUUAACCUUGUGAAUCUGUUAAUGACAUUAGUUUCCUAGAUUUAAACCUUUUGCAAUAAAUUCAAACCACCUAUUUUUAAGUUCGUUUCUGAAAAAAGUUUUGUCAGUGGUCCGAAGUCGAUAGAUUCAAAAUCAAACGAUUGACCUUUUUUGAACAGGAUCAAUUCGAAUUCUCGAAUAACAAUUCUUGAUUACGAUUUUCUUCAACUCAGCAAGAGAACAGAUGUAUGGACGCUGGGCACAGUUAAUCAAAAGCUACUGAUAGUCUCCUCUCGUCUCAGUUAUUUUAAAGCACUUGGCUUGAAAGUGAUUGCGAUAAACACUUUUAAUCACGUAAUUGUUGCAGUUCCGAAUGUGUACUCCAAGAAACGGUCUAAGCUAUCAUUCAAAAAAAAUAUUUAGCAAAAGUGUAUGAUUGCAUCAUUAGCAUGAAAAAGACCUCAAGUGGGCCUUUUGCGUUCUCCCUUAACCUGUUUAGACCGUUUAACGGCCAAUAGAUGAAGAAGCUUGUGUGCAGAAAAUCGGCUAGUUUAUACACAUCAAAAGAUAGUUCAAGACUGUUUUAGCUACUAUUUUUUUUCCGGAUACUAGACUCAAGAAAUGGACACGUAGGUUGUGACAGCGUCACUGAUGUGUAACCGCAAUGUAUCUACACGUAUGAAUGAGUGAAUGAACCUUAAUAAUUUUGAGUGUCUGAGUACUAUAUUUAGCUGAUUGGUGACAUUGAAAUAAAAGUCAAAAUUGAAAAUAGAAAUAGUGCUAUAAAUUAUGCUGAGAUAAAUUUUAAAAUUUGCCAUCCUCAAAGAAGUAAAUAGUCUAAAUAGUAUUAUGCUAGGAUAGGUCUAGGUUUCGCACGACAUCCGCAUAAACUUGACUGAGUUAUCAUGAGGAAAUCAAACCAAAUUAAGAAAUAAAAAACAAGGAAAGUGUUUAAAGGGUCCCUCGUGCUCAUCAUCCAUAAAAUUCUCAGGCGCUUAACAUAAAAUCUACUACAUUGAUAACCCUCGAGAAAAACUCUAUAAGCUUUAAUGCGUGCGUGAUUAUGACGAUCAAAAAACCUCACAAGGUUAUCAUAUAGUUACGUGAUUAUUCUUCCCAUUAGGGUCUCUAAUUAUACCUCUAACCAGUCCUAUAAAAACCCAUCAGAAAUCCAUGCCAAUACACGAAGCGUUCUUCAAGAGCGGGAAAAACGUGAUCCGACAAUUUCUGAUGCUCUGAUUGGCUGAGUAACUGGCGCGAGAUUUUUAGCUAAUCAUGCUCAUCGGUACGAAUUUAGACCUCAACUGUCGUGAAAUUACUGCUCUAAUGAACUCGAUCAGUAGGCAGCAAAUGAUUUUUGUCUUAACUUGUUACUGAUAAUUGUUGGCAUAGACCAGCCUAACCAUCAUGACACUUUCUCUUGUUCUCCUCUCUUCAAAAAGUUUAUGCACGUACGAUCGUCAAUUUGGAGUCUCGUAUCAAUGUAAGAAGUUCAACUUAAGUAUAGAUCUUCUCCCGGCUCAACAGUCAACUUGGUUUUAGUGGCAGGGGUCGAGACAAGAGUAAACGUAUUCGAGGAGACAAAAAAAAUUACACAAUGUAGGAGGGUGGCCUUAGCUUUCCACGGUAGACCUUGGACCGGCUGUAUAAACUGACAAUUCUAAAUCAGCCAUGAUCCAAGGAAUUUGGGUUAAAUCGGCACAAUUUGGAAACAAAUAGUUCACUUGACAAAUAUCAUAGCUUAACUAUUAAAGCAACUAAAAAACAUCGUUAGUGGUUGGUGUUUUGGAAGUUAGGAUGUUCGCCGGUAAAAUACUGUCAAACCCUCUCACCUACCCGGCGUACCGUGUGGCACGGGAUUUUUGCGGGUUCUAAUUUUGCGAUUUUUCCAGCGAUACGCAAAAACAAGUUCCCGCAAAUAAAAAUUACCGCAAAAAUUUACUCCAGAGAAAAUAUUCUCUAGCUUAAAUUCACCACACAAAAAUACAGUACUGGCAAAUCGUGUCUGUUCACUUAGUCUCUUUCUUUCAGAAACAAAGCGGUAUACAAUGAAAUACUGACGCACACCGUCACAUUGUUUGAAAAUAUGUAUUUCUAUUGCACGUACUCAAUAAAAACGAAAAUAUUAUUAAUGCUUGGUACAGGGUACUUUAUAAAUCCCGGCAAGAAAAACCAAUCUGUCCCAAUCGCAAAAAUUAAUUCCCGAAAACACAAAAAAUCGCCCUUCCGCAAAAAUAAACUCCGGCAAAAAUUUCUUUCCAGACAGUAGCCUAUGUCCAAAAUACCGCCGUUCUGAAUGAUUCUAGCAGAGUUGUACCGUAUUCUCAUGCAUUGAAUGGUUUGAAUGUGCUUGCGAUUUUCACUGGAAGUUAAGAAUUGCGGGUGAGCUGUGCAACAGAAUCAGAUCGCAAGCUUGUGUUGCCUUUCUUGGGAAUGUAACAGUAAUGGGGAAUAUGUAGGAUUGCGCCUUUUUUAGUUUAUAUCGGUUUCUAGGUGAUGAAAAAGUCUUAUCGGUUUUAAACAGGUUGGAGGCGAGCGGAACCGAGUGAUAGGUACCCGAGUGAUAACGCACGGUGGACGCCUCUUUUCCGUGACUUGGGCUACACUCGAUUGUUGUAAAAUUCAGUGAAAACGUCAUGACUAGAAAGUGCAAAAAAUUUAAUGCAAAACACAUGUUAGAAGAUCACUACAAGUUCCUGUUUUCUUAGGCAGUUAACAUAAAAGAGUUUCGAAACCAAAGCUGAUACUACUUUACUCUUCUUCUGUUUCGAUGAAAGUAAAACUUUUUUAAAAAAGAAAACAAUAUCAAUGGAAGCUGCAGACCGUUGAUAAGUAAAAUUAAGACCCACAACUCUGAUAUGAUCCGUGUGCUAAGAGCACGACACGGAAUGACUAGUCAGGGUAUAUGUAUAAACCACUCUUUUUUUCCGUGAGUACCACCCCACUGGCUCCAGACACUAUACAGGAUCAUUGUUUCGGCUACAGACAAGUCGAGUUGUUUCGCUUUUUCCUGUCAUAAUUUAUUGUAAAACUGAAAGAAAAACACCACCAUCGGUGGAGUAUGAACUUAUAAAUAGCUACAAUAACCAAAAGAUAAUCAGAAAGCUAUUUCAGAAAGUGAAACAAAUUGGACUGGUGACGAAGAAAAUUAACUCAUUACGUACGUCAUCACGUUUGUACCCAGUCCCGCUCAAAAGUCUCAGACUCGAGUAAAAACAAAGAAUGCUUGUAGAUUAUACAGCUUUAUUAUAGUCGGCGAACAAAACCAAAUAUUGAUAUACCAGAAUAACAUCAGAAAUGAUUUUGCACGCAAGUUUCAAAGCUUAAAAAUCGACAUUUAUUUAGGGACGUUAUUCCCUGGCGAUAAAGAGGUGUAACACCAAGACAACUACGGAAUGCCUCUGCAUUUAAAAUACAUUAUUUGUACCGAAAUUCACCUUCACGUGCUCCUUCGAAAUUUACAGUCAUUGACGGUAUUUCCUUUCUCUUUUAUAAAUUGAAUUUACAUAUAAUUGGACACAAUAAUGGCUGUUUGCUUUUAAAAAACGAAAGAUUACAAAUCUUGCAUGCGAACGAGACAGUGCAUCUUUGAUCGUAUCUGCAUCUUUCCGAACGUGAUCUUGUUAAAAGUGAUCCGUUCAAAAAAUAGUUUGUUGUCCUGUCACGUUUUAGAAGCACUUUCCUCUUUGUUAGAAACACCGCAACUUUAGUAAGACGGAUAUUGAUGCUUAUUUCUCGAAACCGCCGAUUAAGAAUCUUCCAUUUGGCUAAAUCCCAAACAAACAGACGAUUAUGAGCCUGUAUUGACCUUACUCAGCCAUGACAAAAGACAUGUUGAUUGACGGCCACAGUUUUACGGAGCUGAUUUCAUGCAAGUAGUUAGUUUUCUGUUGGCUACCAAGAGUAACAGAACUGAGCUAGCAGACUGAAUUCUAAAAAUUUGCCGAUUGAUUUGAUUUCCCCCAACCAUAUAACCGCAACUGAGUAAGAAAGGUCAGUAAAUUCAGUAGUUUUAAGAGUUUUUUCUCCUUUUUAAGGGUAACAGAAAGGUAUUCUCGGCUUAAAAUGUAAAGAACAGUAGACAUUUCUCGUAUUGCUAGCUAUAAAUUUUACGUUUAGUACGAACAUUAGAAAACUUUUUUAUACUGAAACUUGAAGGCUGGUCAUUUGGCUCCAUUUGGCUUUUCCAGCAUGAUUUGCCCGCAGGAGGACAUUGAAUGAUUUUAUUCUCAUUCGUUCACUCUCAUUCUUUUUCAUUAAAUCUCAGCCAGUCGUUCAUUUGGUCCAAUGAAUUUAGAGCCAAGAAUAAGCAAUCUUACAAUCCGGCCCCAAUGCAGUGUGGGUGGUCAGUGCUCUUUCAAAAAUGAAAAUGACGCCUCGGAGACUCUUUCUCUCUGACUUCAUUCAUUCAUUUUUCUCAUGUAUUUAUUUGUUUAUUUAUUUGUAUUUUUGGACUAGUCAUUAUCCUGGUGGAAGUUGCCUUAGAAUUGCUCUUUUGAAAUCUUACAGGAUUUUUUCAGUCGAAUAAGUUUCUAUGCAUGGUUUUCAACUCUAACGAUCUUCCUAAGAGUAAUAUAAGCGAUACGAUAUGCGGUUCAUUUUUCCUUAUGCUUUUAAACAUAUCACUAGUUUUUGGAGACGGAUAUUGAGAAUUGAAAUGUAUAGUUGAAUUACCGUUUACUAAUUAACGGAUAAUAUGAAGUGUUAGUCCUGCAUGAAUGGACGGAACUUGCAGUCUUGUAGCUAAUGCCUUACGGAAAUAACUGUAGGGUGUCAGACUUGUCAGUGGAUUAGAACGAACAACUAAAUAUGAUUACUUUUAGAACACUCGUCAGUUAUUCAAUGUAAGUGCGACUGUACUUGAACUGGACAAUAGCUUUGAAUGGGGUAAAACAUGCAUGAAUGAAAAUGCGCAAAUCUGAUAUUGUCUUAGCAGUAUUCAUGUUCAUUUGUAACUCAUGCAAACAAGCUACUCUGCUCAAAGACUUGUUGUAGCCGAAAAUCCCGGUUAAGGAACCGGUGAAAUCUGCUUUGCCCACCCCUUUCCGGCUAGCUUGCUGUCCGCAAAAUAUAUAAUCCUACUUCUGGAAAACCGUUAUCACAAUUCGAUUUCUCUUACUCGAAAUUACUAAUCACACAUAAAAUUGUAUAACAAAAAUAGGUGUAAUCAGUAGGAUUAAAGUCCUUGUGUACGAUACGAUUCAGUAAUUUUCAUUACAACCAGUCUACUUUUGUUCCCAUUUUGUAAUUAUUGCAACGGAAACCAAUAUUAACUUACAGGAAUAUCAUACCAGUUUCUUGCGGAACGUCUGGCAACGCGUGCAAAAGCCUCCCAUCUGGCGCGAAAUUAAAUGUGGCGCGUGUUCUUCCCAGCCCCCCUCUGGUCUAGCUCACGUACACAUUUUCCUCGGGCACAAGCUUAAAGAGUUGCACGGUUUAUCAAUGAUGCGGAGUAAAACGCUAGAGAUUUACUGCUGACAACGUUGAUUGUGAUUGAUACACAAGACAUCACAUACUAGACGAUUAUAAUACUUUAGAUUAUUAGGCUUUUGUCACUGUAUAAUCACGCUGCCUAUGACGCAAAAAGCGCUCUACAUGAAUCGAAACCUUCAAAGGUAUCGCUGAUUUGUAUGCCAAGUGUUCUUGUUAGAAGAAGAGUAAAGAUUUCAAGUAUCUCUUAAAAAAAUAACCUUUAAAGGCAGCGGCACCGUUGAUACUUUUUUUCUCUGUCGCAAUUUUAAAGUGUUAAUUGAAUUCGGAUUUCUUUUUGAACACGGUCAAAGAGCCUCUUUCCUCAAACGGGCGGGAAAAUCGUUCAGCUAGAACUGAGUGCCUUUCGAAACAUAUCCUUACGGAUAGCAAAGGAUCCACUAACAUAAAAGCUUACUCUUUUAAACAACUAGGGGUUCUUUGGUGCUUUCCUGGGGGUCUCUAAAUACUCAUAAUAUUGCCGACACGAAAGCAAAACUUAAGGAAUCUCGCCGAAAUAGCUCAUUGACACGAUGGCAAAGAUAUCCUUAGUUAAGGUCUUUAUUAUCGAUGAUUGGCUCUCAGAAGAAUCGAGCGCCACCACUUUUCAAGUGGCGGUAUUUAUAGAUAUAUCAGUACAUUACUUUGGGGUACACAAAAGGUCAAGUUUUUGAUAAGACAGCAAUGUCAUAGUUAAAUGCCUUCACCGAGUUUGCACGCAACUCAAAAAUUCAUCAUUGGGUGACUUUGAGAAACCAAACUUUGGAUGUUCGGUCUGAGAGCAAUUCAGUUCGAAGGAGAAACCUUAAAGGGCCGUCUUUCAAACGUUUAGUUGCUGUGUUGAAAUUUCGAUGAAGUCAGUCAAGUGCAGUUGAGGCACGCAAUUGCAAUGUUUAGACCAAUCCAGAAUAUGGCAGACAACAAGAAUUUGUUUUUAAAAAUCGUGACCUUUAUCUUGAGUGCAAGGAAGCAAGGCGGAAAGGAAAAGAAAGAAUGUUCUUCUUUGAGCUUCAAUCGCCGUCUACUUGCAUGUUUUAUUGUUGUGAUAAAAUCGUCAAGCUGUUUAACCCUUGUGGAUCCUUACGAUGAUGGAAUUUUUAUUAAUUUGUUUAACUAAGAUGCCUAGUGGAUGAGUUUUUCCGUUGCGUCCAGGAAUUUAUAAUGUUGAUAUUUUAAUCAGUUUAGCAUAACUUCUGAAAAGAACGGAUUACACGGCCGGUCUGAAUUUCACGAUAUUUCUCGUUUUUCAAGAUACUAGAAGAAAUAUUUUUCUACACUUCUUUUGGUCUUACCCGUGUAAAAUAUCAAAAACUUUCCACUUCCUUCCACCCGUAAACUUGGGAAAGUUGAUCCUAAAAACAUUCUUGUUUAAAUAUGUAACAUAAGCAAAUCAUGUUUAAUUCUGUUUCAUUUUAAAAUAAAACCUGCCAAAGGCCUCGAAAGGUCACAACAAAUAAAUGAAUCCGUUAAACGAUUUUAGCAAUUUUUAAUAAUGUUACAUGUCACGAAACAAAGUUUAAUACCGAAAAAGGUGCGUAGCCUUGACGGGUACUUUUUUGAAGCGAAAGCCCCGUUUUAAAAGUCACAUUUUCUCCUGAUGUCCCGAAUUCAAUGCUAAUGAGGAAAGUCAAUUUUUCUCGCUCAUUUGCAGUAAAUUCGGCACGUUUGAACCGAGCCUAACUUUUUAAAAAUCAUUUGGCAAUGAUUUUAUUUUUGUGAAAGAGUUUUCUUCUCUGUUCAAAGCACUUUUCCAUUCUAUUUUUACGGUAACAACUUAAUUAAACAAGAAUUUCUUGAGUUUAUUUAAGAAGACAAUAAUAACAACUUUGUAAACGACUAUUUACUGUCAUAUUAAUGAUACUCAUUUUGUAAUAGUAGAGCAUUUAGAACAUUUGUACUCUUACGUGCACCGCUUUCUAUAAAAUUUCUUUUUUCCUCCAUUGGACGGUUUGUUCAUGAAAUUUUCUAAACCGGUUUGUACUUUGUCCUAUGACAAUUCAUCGUAGUUGAGCAAUAUUUAGGAUUUAAAAUAUUUCGUAAGACUUUUGGGACCAAUUAUCUGCAUACCGUAUCCUUGGCUUGUAAACAAGCUUUCCUUUAUUCGAGCAAGGCUGUAUAUGAUAAUUGCACGGAACAGUAAGGUUCCAUUACCAGCGGUUUCGGCCUUUUUCAACGAUGAUUGAAGUGUAAAUACAAACAAGAGCUUAUCGUUGUUUCUCAGUACCGUGGAGUCCGUGGGUGGCCUUCUGCAAGAACCUGGCUCAUAGUAAACGCCUUUAGGUGAUAAAAUAACAAUCUACUGAGAUAACAAUGCUAAAUGUGUCACCAAAAACGAUUGCGUAAUAGCGUUAGAUAACUUUCGCUUUUAUGCCACUGUUUUGGGCCUUGUUUAGUUGUUAGUUGUGGUGGGGUAGUGUUCUGACUCAUGCUAAGUUUUUUGUUCCGUUUAUUUGCUUGGAAUGAUUGCUUUUGAAUUCGUUUAGAUAACCUGAGUGACCUUCUUUGCUGCCAUUUUAAUAAAUGAACAUGGCUUUUCCAGUCAAUCUUUCGACCUAUGUCACUGUCAGUCAUUUGAACGGCUUUCGCGGGAAGAAACCUUGGGUGGCAGUUUCCGGCGUCUGAAUCAGCGGAAAAAAUUCCACGGUAUAUAAAAAUCUUGAUAUCCCGGGCUUGAGAUGAAACUUGGACUGAAUAAAUGAUGGUAAAAGCUCACAGUCUUUCAAAAGUAAUAUUCGGGGACAAUUUAAAUUAAAUCCCCUUUACACCCAUUGUUCUCUGUACUAAAUCCGCUUGUAAUUGCGGAGAAAAGUAUUUCAUCUCGACAUUAAACCCAUCAAGACCUUCGAAAUAUAGGUCAUUUCAUCUCAUAUCUACUUAUGCAAUCACUCAGAGCAGAGCAAUCCAACAGAUCAGUUGUUUGAAAAGCUCCCAGAGUUGGUUUAUCUAUCAAGCGGCGUGACUUUGUUUCCGGUCGACUGCAGAGAGAAAAUAGACUAUUCUCUUGACAGUCAUAUUUUAAUCCUUGAUCUCAAUGGCUAAACUCAAACCUGCGGACUUGACAGCUGUACAUUAAAUACUUUCGUAUUAAAAAUUAUUUUCAUUGAAAAGUUUAAAAAGAAUUAGCUAUUAACGGUCUUAGCUUUCGUGAAAACGUUGAGAAGUGUUUAAAGAGUGAUAUUUGUUAUGAGAGGGUUCAUUACUAUAAAAGCUCUGUUUUAUGAUAAAAUGACCUCUAAAAUGUUACUGGGUGUCUUCAACCUGUCGAUAGGAAAAAAUUCCUUAAAGUGCUUUGCUUUUGUUUACAUUCGGGACCCUGGGGACUUUAAGCCGCUAAAAACACAAACAAGACCUUCAUAUUAGCCGGAGAGUUCGAACACCAUAGCCCAGCUGAAAUAUGCAGUCCAGGUUAAACCUGUUUACAAUACAGCAGCAAUCAGGUUAACCCACAGAACGCGGAACAAAUGUUUUCCGAGAACGUCUUUUUGGAGAGAAGGAUUUCACGCUUGCAGUGCUCUGUGAGUGAAGCACUCACGUGUGGAAUGACGUUGUUAUGGUAACGCUAAUUAGCUAGCGCUUUCUGAUUGGCCAAAGGUGUUGUUAAAAUAUUCCUGAAAAUUACGCAGGAGAAUUGAAAUUUGCUUCGCUUGUACGCCCCGUUCCUUUUCUCAGCCGCAGAAAUUCGGGCUAGUUGCCGUCGGAAGACCUCUAGAGGAAACUCCAGGCACUUGAACUGCAGCAGUGCAGUCCCCCGGAAUUUCAGAAGGUAAAAGUGACAGAGAGUGCUUUUGAUUGAGUCUUUGAAGCUCAGGCUUUGCACCGGCGAGUUUUCAUUCAUUCAGCAAUGUCAGCAGAGAUUUAACUGCGCACCGAUUUAAAUGACCCUCUCGGGAGCAACGACAAAAUUCGACUUCCACCCUUCAAACUACUAAACGAGUAAACUUUUGACGAUUUUUAACAGUUUGAUAUCGAUGCAGUACUAAGUUUUAAGACUUCCUUUAAAAGAUAACAUUAGAAUCCUUUCAUAUCGAUUGUAUAACAAUUUGUAGUGUUUGGAGUGUGAUCUUAUUUCCGUUUCUCGUAGAAUGGCUGUUCAAGUCGAAUCCUUGUGCAAACCGUUUGCGCUGGAAAACGACCCGGACGCGACUUACUUCUUUCAUUUGGAAAAAGACGAAGUUGCUAGUGAUGGCUACAGCUCUCCAGUCCCAUCCCACGACAUUUGGAAAAAGUUUGAGCUGCUACCGACACCUCCCCGCUCUCCAUCACGAUCACCGCGGCACUCGCCAAUUGACAUCGUUUCAUUUGGUGGAGAUUACGGCUCUGUAGCGGACACCUUGCAAAUUGUCUCGGACAUUUUGGAUUUAGACGGGGACAGCUGUUCAACUACACCUCUAGCUACUGUUGAAAUUUCUCUGACCAGUCUGAAGUCCAAACUCAUUCAGGACUGUAUGUGGAACGGUUCAAACUACGAAAGUUCGUUACCGGAUUUUAAAAGUCUUGGUGCCGGUAUGAACGCCGAGGACCUGUACGAGACUCCUUGUUCGACUCCUCCGCCAGUUGAAUACGUUAGCUCUGAUUGUGUGGAUCCUUCCACGGUUUUUCCCUAUCCUAUUAACGAAUCACAUCAUAACUUGUGCGGAUCUCAUACAUCUAGCGAUUCAGGUAAGAUUUGUAAUUAAACUCAUCCAACGGCCAUACUUCUAUUUCCUGUUCAAUUGCAAUUUAAAGCUUUAAUAAAUUUUCUCAUAAUAGUGGUUUCCUGUGUUCGCUUUUCGUUGAUCGUAAAUUUUUGGGGAUAAACUGGUAAUUUAGUUGGUUUCUUUUUAUUUACUGUUUGAUAGAAGAAGAAAUAGACGUAGUGACCAUUGAGAAACCAAAGCGAAAGCGUCUACCGCAAGUCACUGAUGAACCACCGGCAAAACGACUAAAACCAGUGGCUGUGAAACCGAAAGCGGCCAUGUCUUUUCCUAGUCCUACAAAAGAGAGUAAAAAAGACAAUAUAAAGCGACAAAGUAGCUGCACAUCAGACGAAGAAAGCGAAACUAGCAAGAGAGCAACUCACAAUGUUCUGGAGCGGAAACGAAGGAAUGACCUCAAGACAAGCUUUCACGUUCUCCGAGAAGAAGUACCCGACCUCAAAGAAAAUGAAAGAGCUCCUAAAGUAACUAUCUUGCGUAAGGCAAAGGAUUACGUCGAUAAACUGAAAAAGGAUGAAGUAAGACUUCUUGCAGAACUUGAAAAACUACGGCACAGAAACGAAGAACUUUUAGAGCGAUUUUAUUCACUAGGACAAAAGCGAAAAUAACUUUUUUGUUUGCUCUAAUCUACGUGUAGUAACUCGUCUUUUACUCAAAAGAACUAAGAGGAAGAUUGUAUAUAUAUAAAUAUAAAGCCUAAAAGAAUAUGUAUUUUGUAAAGAAAGCGUAGGAUCCUAGAAAAUUUGGUCCAAUAUUUGUCUCGAUUUAGUUGUGCGACUGUAGCAAGUAGCGCUUCCGCUCUGUAAACCAAAUUUCAUUCAAAGUGAAGAUGAUAAAUUUUUGCGUUGUCUCAACGCUAAGCAGUUUGUGAUUGAAAAGUAAUGAAAAAAAAAGUAUGAGCUUUCCUUGUCGAAAUUGGCGCUUUUCCUUAUAGGACGAUAAGUUUUACUUUGAUCUGAUCAUUUUUUUGACUGCCAAAGUUCGAAUGAAUGGAUAUAAUUUGCAUAUAUUGCGUCAAAGCGCGGGAAAGACUCGUAUAGAUUUCCAUAAAUUAACGUCAAUGAUUAGAGCUGUAGGUUUUGUUUCGAGUCCUUGGGGACUGUAGUUUUGCUUGAUUUUUUCAGAUAAAAGGAAUGUUAGAUAUGUUAUGCGUGAAGUUUUCGAACAGAAUUCUGGAUACCCGUUUUUACUGUGUAAAACCAUGGUUGGCCGCUUUCGGCUUUUGGUGCAAAUGAAUUUGGAUUGAAAGUUCAGUAAUUUGAUCCGUUAGGUUGGUGUAAGUUUAAAUCCAAGAUUAGCGUAUUGUUUGUAUUUAGUAGAAAACCCUUUGCGAUGAACGUUUCUCGCCAAUUAGCCUCUGAUUAAUGUUUGAGGUGUGAUGUUAUUGCGAAAGUACGUAGAAUGUUAACAUUCAGGAGUCGAAUUCUCGUGUUUCUCGGCCGUUCCCGGGAAAAUAAGUAUGUAAACACUGCUUUGCUUGGCAAGCAAACAGAUAUUAAAGAUCACAAGUUCAGGAUUGUCCAAACUUGCUUUGUAAACUGAGAGAAAUUCCACGAACGCCACUUUGUUCAGAAUGAAUGAACUUGGUUGCUUGGUGCAUUGUGCGGUA
Porites lobata is the source of this 14265-nucleotide messenger RNA. The record is from the annotation of a GenBank genome assembly. NCBI's taxonomy places the organism in Eukaryota, Metazoa, Cnidaria, Anthozoa, Scleractinia, Poritidae.